Molecule: messenger RNA, 611 nt
Organism: Corticium candelabrum
Lineage: Eukaryota; Metazoa; Porifera; Homoscleromorpha; Homosclerophorida; Plakinidae
Product: NOP protein chaperone 1-like
Exons: 4
Coding region: 23-538 (171 amino acids)
Biological process (GO): box C/D snoRNP assembly
Molecular function (GO): box C/D methylation guide snoRNP complex binding
Source: RefSeq, a predicted model, not a curated record
UGUCCCGGAUGCGUGGUUGCAAAUGACCGAGAAACAACGCCGCGAGUCGUCAGAACUGCUGUCUCUAGAAAGCAAAAUGGGAGGCGAGUUUGUCGAUCAUCCUGCAAGAAUGUUUUUGCUAAAACAAGAGAAAAGUAAAGGGAAAAGCGAAGAUAAGCUUCAUACGUUUAGAGUCUCAGAUAGCAAAGUAUUGGCUGAAGCUAAGAAUUUUUUACCGCAAAUGGCUAAAGCAGAAGCUAAGCUAAACGAAGAAAUGGUAUAUCGAGAUCGUGUAGAGUUUGAUGUUGAGAAUGUAAAAGAAGCAGAGGAGUGUGUAGAAAUGAAUGUUGCAUUAGUUGAACUCAAUGAUUCUGAGGCAGACAGCGAGACUGAUAGUACAUGUGAAUCUACAUCUUCCUACUCUGAAGAUGAGGGAGACCAAGAAGAUGCAACAGAAGAGAUAGCGAGCAAUAUUGGAAUGCAUUUGAAUGACAGUAAAUAUCAAGCACGAGUAAAAUCACAUAGGAAAGUUGAGCUAAUAAGCCAGUGUGACACUUAAUUAAUAUCAAUUUAAAAACAAUCGGUCACGUGUGCAUUUUAUUAGUCACGUGAUUAUAUGGACUCAACUGCCC